CCCCGAGAUUCCGCGCGCCAGCCCUCCUCCCUCUCUGCCGAGAUAGCCUCUUCCAGGCCCUCUGUCCGUCCGCUGGGGGCGCGCGCAGAUGCGUGGCAGGCGGCCGCGGCGCCGGCGGCUGGGAGCGCGGGUCGCGUGGUGGUGUGUGGUUGCUAGGGGCGUCUGAGGCCGCCCGCUCGCCCCAGCAGGCCGAGGAAGGAAGCAGCGCGGAGCCGGCGCCGAGCCGGGGCGAAGCUCGGUCCGCUAGGCUGACGGACUUCAAGGAUGCAGCCGCUACUACUGGAGGUGUGUGGCACCUUUUCCGAGUUGGGCCAUGAGGCCACGUGGCCAUGAUGUGGGCCCCUCAUGGCCUCAGCAGGAACAGAGCACUACAGCAUUGGCCUCCGCCAGAGAAACGGCUUCAAGCAGAGUGGCCCCUCAGGCACAGUGCCCGCCCCGCCACCGGAGAAACCCUCCGAGGGCAAAGCCUGGGCUCAGGCCCAUCAGCAGGUGAAGCCAAUCUGGAAACUGGAGAGGAAGCACGUGGGGACACUUUCAGCAGGGUUGGGCCCAGGCCUCUUGGGGGUCCCACCCCCGCCAGCAUACUUCUUUUGCCCCAGCACUUUAUGUAGCUCAGGGCGCACGGCCGUCAUCGCAGGCCACAGCACCUCCUGUUACCUGCACACCCUCCCAGACCUGUUCGGCGGCACCCUCCUGUACCGCCGCUCCGGCUGCAGGCACAAACCGUACCAGCAACUGGAGUCUUUCUGCUUGCGCUCGAGCCUGCCCGGAAAAACACCAUUUUCUCUCCCUCAGAAGAGCCUCCCUGUCAGACUCACUGCCAACAAGGCCCCUUCUUACACAGUGUCCCCCAUGGCUCAGCCCAUGGCAUCCUCAUCUACAGAUCCAUACCUCUCACUGGGAGCGGCUGGGGAAAAUCCUUCGGGGAAGAGCCUGGCCUCUGCCAUCUCAGGGAAGAUCCCCUCUCCAUUCUCCCCCUCCUCCCCCUCCUCCCCCUCCUCCCCCUCCUCCCCCUCCUCCCCCUCCAAGCCCACGCUGAAUAACAACUCCUUCAUGCGGCCAAAUAGCACUAAAGUGCCUUUAUCUCAGGCCACAGAGGGCCUGAAGCCAGUAUCCUCACCCAAGAUCCAUCUUGUCUCCUGGCAUCAUUCGGGGGGUACUGGAGACUGUGCAGUGCAGCCUAUUGAACACAAGGUCCCCAAGAGUACUGGCACUGUCCUAGAUGAUGCCCCUGCCUCUAGCACCCUGUCUGCCCCCAGCUCCUUAGACAUGUCCACCACCAGUGUUGCCUCUCCCCAGUAUAACCGGAGUAACUUAACCACAAGAGCAGAGCCACAUCCCUGUGGCCUGGAUGGUGACUUUGUUUCUCAGGCUCUGACUAAGGAGGUUCGGUUCACUGAGGCCGUGAGGAAGUUGACUGCAAGAGGCUUUGAGAAGAAGCCAAGGCAAGGCUGCCAGUUUGAACAGUCUUGUUUCAUGAACUCCAGCUUGCAGUGCGAUCUCCUCAACAAGAACAGGCUGUGGAAACCUCCCUCAGUAGGCCAGCAGUUCCCUCAGGAGGAUGCUGGAGCAAACAGCAGGAUCCUCCCUAGAGCCCGGGACACGUUGGAGUUGGACAGCACAGUCUUCUGUACCAAACGCAUCAGCAUUCACCUCCUUGCCUCACAUGCCAAUGCACUCAGCCACAGCCCUGCCUGUGGGUCUACGAUCGACUCCCCACCACUGGGAGAAGACAAAACUCCCAUUCUGCCUUCUCCCUCUCAACCCCUUGGCGUAGCUGAUGUGGCCACCCGUCUCUCUUCCAUCCAUCUGGGCCAGCUUGGGACGGAGGGGCCUAAGGAAGCCAGGGAGCUGGACUCACCUGCUAGGGACAUCGGUUCAGCUACACACCUCCAGGUAGACCUGGGUGAGGCUGAAGAUCUAGAAGAAGAGCUGGUAGAUGGUUUGGAAGACUGCUGCAGCCAUGAUGAGAAUGAAGAAGAGGAGGGAGACGCAGAGUGCUCCUCAUUCAGUGCUGUCUCCACCAGCGAGUCGGUAGCAGUGAUCUCUAGGAGCUGUGCAGAGAUUCUGACCAAACCCCUUUCCAAUGAGAAAGUUGUCCGACCAGCUCUCAUCUACAGUCUCUUUCCCAAUGUGCCCCCUACCAUCUAUUUUGGCACCCGGGAUGAGAGAGUGGAGAAACUUCCCUGGGAGCAGAGGAAGCUGCUCCGGUGGAAGAUGAGCACAGUGACCCCCAACAUUGUCAAGCAGACCAUUGGACGGUCCCACUUCAAAAUCAGCAAAAGAAACGAUGACUGGCUGGGCUGCUGGGGUCAUCACAUGAAGUCUCCUAGUUUCCGAUCCAUUCGGGAGCAUCAGAAGCUAAACCACUUCCCAGGUUCAUUCCAGAUUGGGCGAAAGGACCGACUGUGGCGGAACCUGUCUCGCAUGCAGAGCCGCUUUGGCAAGAAGGAGUUCAGCUUCUUCCCCCAGUCCUUCAUCCUGCCUCAGGAUGCCAAGCUCCUGCGCAAAGCUUGGGAGAGCAGCAGCCGCCAAAAGUGGAUUGUUAAGCCGCCAGCGUCAGCUCGAGGCAUCGGCAUCCAGGUCAUUCACAAGUGGAGUCAGCUCCCCAAGCGAAGGCCUCUCCUGGUACAGAGGUAUCUACACAAACCCUACCUCAUUAGCGGCAGCAAGUUUGAUCUGCGAAUCUAUGUUUACGUCACCUCCUACGAUCCUCUGCGGAUUUACCUCUUUUCAGAUGGACUCGUCCGCUUCGCCAGUUGCAAGUAUUCCCCUUCCAUGAAGAGCCUUGGCAACAAGUUCAUGCACCUGACCAACUACAGCGUCAAUAAGAAGAAUGCCGAGUACCAGGCCAAUUCAGAUGAAACGGCCUGCCAGGGCCACAAAUGGGCACUAAAGGCCUUAUGGAACUACCUGAGCCAGAAGGGAAUCAAUAGCGAUGCCAUCUGGGAGAAGAUAAAGGAUGUUGUUGUCAAAACCAUCAUCUCGUCAGAACCCUAUGUGACCAGCCUGCUGAAGAUGUACGUGCGGCGGCCCUAUAGCUGCCACGAGCUCUUUGGUUUUGACAUCAUGCUGGAUGAGAACCUCAAGCCCUGGGUCCUAGAGGUCAACAUUUCCCCAAGCCUCCACUCCAACUCUCCAUUGGACAUCAGCAUCAAAGGCCAGAUGAUCCGUGACCUUCUGAACCUGGCAGGCUUUGUUCUGCCCAACACAGAGGAUAUGGUUUCCAGCUCCAGCAGCUCUAGCAGCUCCAGCACCAGCCUGCCCAGCUCCCCCAGGGACAAAUGUCGAAUGACCCCAGAACAAUUCACUGCACAGAAGAUGAAGAAAGCCUAUUAUCUGACCCAGAAAAUUCCUGAUCAGGACUUUUAUGCGUCUGUGCUGGAUGUCCUGACACCAGAUGAUGUUCGGAUUCUGGUUGAGAUGGAAGAUGAGUUUUCUCGCCGCGGUCAAUUUGAACGAAUUUUUCCUUCUCGAAUCUCCUCUCGCUAUCUCCGCUUUUUUGAGCAGCCACGAUAUUUCAACAUUCUCACCACCCAGUGGGAACAGAAGUACCAUGGCAACAAGCUCAAAGGAGUAGAUCUGCUUCGGAGUUGGUGCUACAAAGGGUUCCACACAGGAGUUGUCUCUGAUUCUGCUCCAAUGUGGUCUCUCCCAACAUCACUUCUGACUGUCCCAAAGGGUGAUGUGGCACUCAGUGCUUUCAACAAAUCAGAGACUGGCAAGCUGGGAAAACACAGCUUCUCUGAGGGAAGCAUACCACUCUCUGAAGAUGGGACCAUGCCCAAGCCCAAGAAGACCCAAGCUGGCCAUUCUUCUCUUCCCAGAAAACCCAGUUCUUCCAGGGACAGUGAGGAUACCAGCAAAGAGCCCAGCCUCUCCACCCAGAUGUUGCCUCUGAUCAAGUACUCUGGGCAGACUUUGAGACUCUCUGCUUCCCCCACCUCCCAGUCAACCGGUGACUCACUCCUGGCUGCUGUGAGCCCAUGACUGGCCUCUCUCCAUUAGCCCCUGCCUAGGAGCACCGGUGUUAGCUACCUCAUGGGAAUUGGCUGGCUGGCCAGCUAGCCUGAGCCCCGGCCCCUUCCUCAAAGUAUUUUUUUGAAGUGGUUGAAUUGCAGAGAUGGGUAUCUGAAGGGCUGGAGGGGUGGUGGGAAUGGGGAGAAGGUGAGGAAGGUUCACUGGCUGGUACCUCAUAUCCCAGCAGAGAAGCCACUGAUGGCCACUCAGCCUUAUAAAGCAGGGUUUGGUUUCUAACUUCAGAGAGCCACGUGUGGUUUGUGUGAGGCCUUGGUGCUGUGAAUGAGUUACAGCUCUGGAGGAAAAAACACAUCAAACAUAUUUGGGCCUGAAGUCCUUUGCCUGUGAUUGAGGAGGUCCCUCCGAAGGUCCUUAUCUCCUCAGGUCUCCCCACCACCCUCUUCCCCACACUGUGCCCCGAGGAGCCACUUUGAGAAACCUUCUGACCUCCUCAGUAGACAGGCAGGGAGAGGCCAUACGUGAUGAACCCAUUUCCUGUCAUCCUAGUCUUUAGGGGCUUCAUAUUUCCUUUCAUAUACCCAGCAGCCAAUAGCCCUGAGUCUGUUCUGACCUCACGUCACUACCUGUUCAACCUUAUAGACUUCUUUCUCAUGAAUGUUAGCUCUUCGCUAUCUGUGAGGUAAGAGGUCUUGAGCUUUGUGAAUUUGCUGUGGCCCCAGUGAAGGAGCCCAGGUAAUCCCAGUUGCUGUUGUCUGUGUCUACACAUCAAAAAACACAACCCAGGGGCAGGGCGGAAGGAGCUGCGAUUUCCCCACAACACACAGGAAGUUGUGGGUUCUUACCUCCUUCACUGAUUAGCGGGGUCUAGCUCACAGGCCACCAGGCGAGCAGAGUCUGGGGGCAUGGCCGGUGGGUUGCAGGAGCAGUCACCGUUGUAGAAUGGCCUUCUAGUCAGACCGCUGAUGAAACUCUUGUACUCUUCACUGAAUCUACCUCCCUCCCCAAGACUCCGUAAACAGCGAGUGUUCAAUAAACGUUGACUGAGCGAACUGUGAGUACAAAGAACACGAACACCUGAACCAGAAGUUCUCCUCUCUGUGCUGGGGCCCAGUGAUGCCCAGGGGAAGCACGCGGUGGAAUAGUGGAUCAGAAAGGUGGUUUUCACUUGAACUAUGGUUUCUCCUCAACUCAACCCAGCACUUGCUGGUAGCUGCUCACUCGUUCCUGGGCCCUGUGGUCUCUUCACUUCAGUUGUCUAGCAGCUGUGCCCAACAUGAAUCCACCUGGCCCCAGGCUCUUUGCCUUUAUUCUCUCUGAAUUUCAUAAAGAUGAUUACCCUGCUUCGUGGCUUCUGGAGUUCUAAGUGGUGAGUUGGGAUGGAGCCAUGGAAAAGUCACUGAGAGGCCUGACUGGGUUCAAGGCCAUGCAAUAGAUGGCUGCGCUGGUCAGUCUGAAGGCCAUGUUGACAAUUGUGAAGAAAGCUUUGUGACAAAGUCCUGAGAUAUUACCUGCUGCUCAGUAGCAAGGACUUCAAAGUCAGGCCCAGCAGGAGAGGCCCUGGCGGUCCUUAAAUCUGUUCUGAUAGAAUUGAAGCCAGCUCUGUCCUGUGCCACCUUAGUGUGGUACUCCACUGCAGUGUCAAAACCUUGUGAUGAGAGCAGUCAGCAGCCUUCCUAAGAAAACUGGCCACCUGCAUAAGUACUUUUGUGGUGGCUGGUCUGGUGCAAGGGCUUGGCUGUGGAGGCCUGGCUGAGCUGGUUUAUUCUUUGGAAACUAGCUUAAGUUCUGUGGCCUGCCAGCUGAGAAUCCCCAGAAGGCAUAACCAGUGCACUGACAUCCCUGUAACUGGAGAGGGGACCAGCAUUGCAGCAUCAUGGGAUAAGGAGUGGGAGGGGAGCUUACUAAGUUAAAUAGGUAAUGAAAAUAAGUGUCCGUAAUAGUUUAAAACGUGUUUAUGCAUACAUUAUUUUUUUUUAAUGUUUUUACUUUUGAGGGAGAGAGAGGAAGCAUGAGUGGGGGAGAGGCCGAGAGAGAGAGACACAGAAUCUGAAGCCGGUUCCCGGCUCUGAGCUGUCAGCACAGAGCCCAAUGCAGAGCUCCAACUCAUGAACAGUAAGACCAUGACCGAACCAAAGUCGGAUGCUUAACUGACUGAGCCACACAGGCACCCUUAUACAUACAUUAUUUUUAGUUUCCAUCCUAUUACAAUCUCUGAAGGUGUGGUGUUUUGCCACAUGGGACAAAGGAAUGGGGAUUAUAAUCCCUCUUCACCCUUGAGAGAAAAAAAUCUUGCUUAAGCAUUCAGCAUACAUGUUUAGCAAUGAACACCUGUGUUAAGGUAUUCAGCUCAAUAAGGACUUUGGGAGAAGUAAGAUUUGUUGAAAGCUUAAAUCUGGAGGUGUAGUAGGAUAAAUGUCAGAACGUGUCCACUGUUUUUUUUUAAAUUGAUAACAGUCCCUGUUUGGAGACGGAAUGGAAUGUUCCGGAGUCAAGAAAUGAAGUACAAGAUAUUUCUGGAUCAGUGGAGUAGGGAUUUGGGGUGGGGGCAUAGAAGGUAGUCACUAUUCUGUUUACUUCAAAUUCACUCAGGAUUGAUCAGAAACUGAUUUAGAAUGAAUACCAAUGAAGAAUAGUGGUGUUGUGAUAGGAAGAGAGCAUGGACCUUGUAAUCUGACCUUGGGUUCUUUUUUUUUUUUUUUUUCUUAAGUUUAUUUUUGAGAGGGAGCACGAGCAGGGGAGGGGCAGAGAGAGAAUACCAAGCAGGCUAUGCACUGUCAGCACGGAGCCCAUUGCAGGGCUCAAACUCAUGAACUCUGAGAUCAUGACCUGAGCUGAAAUUGAGUUGGACACUUAACCGACUGAGCUAUCCAGGUACCCCUGACGUUGGGUUCUAAUUUCAGUUCUGCUGUGUGACCUUGGGCAUGUCAUCUAACUUUUUAAAGUCAGGGUUUUUUAAAUAAUUUUUUUAAUGUUUAUUUUUUUUAAAUUUAUUUUUGAGAGAGGGAGCACAAGUCGGGGAGGGGC
This is a messenger RNA of Prionailurus viverrinus (fishing cat), 7005 nucleotides long. RefSeq names its product tubulin tyrosine ligase like 4 (gene TTLL4). Gene Ontology annotation, cellular component: cilium. The transcript has 19 exons. Gene Ontology annotation, molecular function: tubulin-glutamic acid ligase activity; tubulin binding. The record is from RefSeq and is a predicted model, not a curated record. NCBI's taxonomy places the organism in Eukaryota, Metazoa, Chordata, Mammalia, Carnivora, Felidae. Gene Ontology annotation, biological process: protein polyglutamylation; microtubule cytoskeleton organization. The coding region runs from base 346 to 3990 and encodes 1214 amino acids.